Molecule: messenger RNA, 1280 nt
Organism: Tetranychus urticae (two-spotted spider mite)
Lineage: Eukaryota; Metazoa; Arthropoda; Arachnida; Trombidiformes; Tetranychidae
Source: RefSeq, a predicted model, not a curated record
CAAAAAAGGCAAUUGAUGAGACUGAAUGAGUGAAAAAUGUUAACAUGAACUGCUAAUGAACUGGAAAGCAAAACUUUUCUGCAUUUUUUUCCUUCUUCUUCUCAUCAAUCUAAUAGAAUAUAAAGUUGUAAAAGUUUUUAAAGGUUGAGCUUUUGUUUUGCUUUUCGCUUAAAUUUGGUAAAACAAUUUAUUCUCACAGCUUUACUCAUGGAAUCCAUUUCAGGCAAAAAGUAAAUGAGACAAAAAAUUGAAUCCAAGUUUACAUUUUAAAUUUUCAAAUCAUUUCGAUUUUCAAUGUAAAUAGAACAUGUUUUCUCGCAUAAUUGGACCGUUUACUCAAUGUUUGAUUCGUUUGGGCCAAAAGAUUGAAAUAUCAAGAGAAUCGAUCGAAAAAGUGAUUAUCCAUGAAAUUUUUCAAAUUUAUGUUCAAGAACAAUUCUAUUCAAUUGGGUCAAACAUUGCGCCGAAAAAUAUCGCUUCAUAGCAACGAAGAUCAGCUGAUGGACUGAUAAAAAUGAUCUUAACGGUAAAGUAAUUUCGCUCAUUUAGUUAUUGUUUUUAUUAAAUUUUAUUUUUUUAACAUUCUUUCAAUUUAUGAAAUAAACUAAACCAUGUUUCCCUUAGUUGGAUCAGCGUUAUAUUUCAUGUUUAAUGUCCCAGGCACAGUUUUUGCGUCAAACUCCAUUUAUAGUAGCAGAAAGUUUUUUGAAAAGUACAAGAAAUAUUGUAAAGUGAAAAUGCCGAGCCAUUGUGAUGAUUCGAUUUCACUCGAAAAGGUGAUUCAAAAGGAAACACUCGAAACUGAAUACACUUUAGAACCAGAACUGUUAGUUAGCCAUGAGGAUAAAGGUAAAAAUAGAGGUAAAAAGUCAAAAAAGGCGAUAGCAGCGGAAAGGAUUGCAAGAACUGCUGUGGUUUAUGAGUGCGUCUAUUGUGGUCGCUUGAUGGACAGCUUAUAUUAUUUAAAAUUCCAUGUUAUCGGUCAAAGGCGGUCAAUAUAUAAAGGAUACUAUGUUCUAAGAAUAGAUUGUCCGAAAAGAUUGCAAAUGGAUGGACUAUCGUACAACAAGAAACUAAUACCCAUUUCAUGUCCACCUCCUAAAAUUAAAGUUUGGGCAAAUAUUAUUUGUCAAGAUCCAAGAGUUGUCGACGCAGAAGGUUAUUUUCCUGUUCCAAUUGAGAUUGCAUCUGAAUGGGAACAAUUUUAUUCACAAUACAUGAUUUGAAAAUCGAAUCAAAUUUUUCAUGUUUAUUUUUGUGAUCAUUUACUUUAUGCAAUA